Molecule: messenger RNA, 762 nt
Organism: Penicillium manginii
Lineage: Eukaryota; Fungi; Ascomycota; Eurotiomycetes; Eurotiales; Aspergillaceae
Product: GNAT family N-acetyltransferase
Exons: 1
Coding region: 1-762 (253 amino acids)
Molecular function (GO): acyltransferase activity, transferring groups other than amino-acyl groups
Source: RefSeq, a predicted model, not a curated record
AUGUCCACCCCGCAGAGAAAAGAUGCCGGGGUCCGCAUCGAGCCUGUGGAUCGACCGGAAGAUAUCGAACAAGCAUUCCACUGCCUCGGCGAGGCCUUCGGCCGCCAGGCUCAAGACGGUGUCUGGACCGCAAUGAAUCCUGGAUGGGACACGCCUACAGGAAAAGCGAGCGGAGCUGCGCGGAUGGUCGCCCGCUGGCGAGGAAUUACCACCGACAAGAAUGGCAAUCCCAAUACCGUCUUUCUGAAGGCAACGGUGCCUAGUGCGCAAGCAGAUGGAGAACGCACCGUUGCUGGACUCGCUAUCUGGGCACAGGCUUCCUGUGUUGAGGGCUAUGGCGAUCCUCCAAGUGAGGAUAUGGUUAAAGCUAUGAAUCUUGAGGAAUUGUAUCCUGGAAAUGAAACCGAGCAGCGCUAUCUCGCCCAGGUCAUGACUUCCUUUCUGCGUAAGCGCAAUGAGGUCAUCAAGGAAAAGGCUUCUUCUACUCAGCCGGCUGUGCUGGUAUUGGAUAUAUGUGCUGUUGAUCCGGCUCAUCAGCGCAAGGGCAUUGCAAAAGGACUAGUGCAGUGGGGUCUGGAUGAGGCAAAGCGACGCGGUGAUUUGGAGUUGAUCCUUGAGGGGUCUAGUAUGGGGAGACUCGUAUAUGCGCAAAUGGGAUUUGAGGCACAAGGGCCAGAUGUUGAUUAUAUUGUUGAUGAGGAGUUUGCUGGUCGAAGCAGACCAGCCAACGUCUUCAUGCGCAGGCGGAAUGGGAAUUCUUAG